Molecule: messenger RNA, 5465 nt
Organism: Monodelphis domestica (gray short-tailed opossum)
Lineage: Eukaryota; Metazoa; Chordata; Mammalia; Didelphimorphia; Didelphidae
Gene: GAB3
Product: GRB2 associated binding protein 3
Biological process (GO): signal transduction
Cellular component (GO): cytoplasm
Molecular function (GO): signaling adaptor activity
Source: RefSeq, a predicted model, not a curated record
CGAGCGAGCGAGGGAGUCGAGGCUGGAGACCGGAGGCUGAGCCUGGAGGCUGGCGGAGAAGACAAUGAGCGCCGGCGACGUGGUUUGCACCGGCUGGCUGGUCAAGUCGCCCCCUGAGAGAAAGCUCAAGAGAUACGCCUGGCGGAAGCGGUGGUUUGUGUUGCGGCAUGGUCGGAUGAGUGGGAAUCCCGAUGUUCUGGAGUACUAUCGGAGUGACCAUUCGAAGAAGCCUAUUCGAGUGAUUGACCUGAGUGAGGGGGAGGUGCGCAAGUAUGCAGGGCCGGACUUCAUCCGGAGGGAAUUUCAGAAUGACUUUGUGUUUGUCGUCAAGACCGUCUACCGCACUUUCUACUUGGUGGCCAAGACUGAAGAGGAAAUGCAUGUCUGGGUGCACAAUAUCAGUCAGAUCUGUAACUUCGGGCAGGGGACCAAUAGCACAGACUCUGCCGAGAGCCUUUCUCUCAUCACCUCAUCUCCUCAGCCUUCCCCAGCCGGCUCCUUCCGUGGGGCUCAUGUAGCCAACUCCUCUCUUAACGCUGAUGACUCUACCACAGCUGCCUUCCCUGGUAAGGAAGCCAGAGCUGACUCCGAAGCACUCUCCUUGCCAGACUAUCUGGUUCUGGCCCACUGUGAGACAAGAAAGCUCAAUUCCAGCAGAUGUGAUGCCUGGUCCAACUCCGACCGAUCCCUGGAGCAAACGUCGUCAGAUGAGGUCUUCAUCGAUCCCCUUCAGGCCCAGGCAGCCAAUCACACGCUGCCCUCUUUGUGCAGCGGGAAUGGACUUCAGGAUGGGCUGUCCCCUGGGGGCCACGCUGCUCUGGUUGGCUGUAGCAACUUUGGGGGACCAUCCAGUGACUGCUCAUCACCUUUACCUUUGCUGGGGAGCCCCUCAGCUCCCAGUUUUCAGGUGGCCAAGGGACCCGCCAUGUUUUCCUGUGCCAUAACAAGAGAAAACAUACCCAACACUCCACCCCCUCGUCCUCCCAAACCAAUCCAUUUCAUGGAACAGCGCUCCUCGGAGGAGAGGCCCCCUCUGUGGGACGGCCAUAGCAGCAGCUGUGGCGGCAGCGGCAGUGGCAGCAGUGGUGGGGGCAGGAGGACUCAGUGGGCUGGAGUUCCAAGAAGGAUCUCCUUGUCCAGUUUAGAUGCUGUCAGAAGCGGUCGGGCUGACAGAGAAGGCAGUUCCCUGCGAUGCCACCGCGAUAAGAGGCUUAGUUUGAAUUUGCCCUGUCGGUUCACCUUGCCACCAUUCUCCCUGCCGGGCAGCUCUGAAGACAGUUAUGUCCCCAUGCACCCCAGCAUCUCCUCUGCUGGCUCUGGACCAGAAAGCAAUGCUGAUGGUUACAUUGCCAUGAACAGCCCUGAGAGCCUCUCCAAUCCCCUGGCAGAGCUCCCCAAAGAUCUGGAACCACCCCCAGUGAAUCGAGACCUGAAGCCCCGAAGGAGAACACGCCCGCCACCUCUGGAUCUGGGGAGCCUCUCUACUAUCCGGGAGCACUCGGCUUUGACCAGGACGUGGACUGUGCCUUACAACCAAACCAGCUUUCUCUCUCCAGAGAGGGAUGGGAUGAACUCGGCCCGAGCAUUCGCCAAUUCCGUUUCCGGAGAAGAGGAAGAAAGUUACAUUCAAAUGCAGGAACACGGACAAGGACACUCCUCCCCCUGUGAGAACGCAUUUUCUUGGCCAAAGAAAUUCAACCUUGAUUACUUAGCCUUGGAUUUCAAUCCGGCGUCUCCGUCUCCAGUGCUCAAGAAGCCUUUGAUUUCAGAAGAGCACCGGGUUGACUACGUCCAAGUAGAUGAACAGAAAACUCAAGCCCUGCAAAACACUAAGCAGGAGUGGACUGAUGAGAGGCAGGCCAAAGUGUGAAAAAAGUGACCCUGGGGCAUGCCAGAGGCCUGGAGGCUGCCCCUGUUGUGUGCCCCUCUCGGUCUGCCAUGCCAGAGGACCUAGGGAUGAGGUAGACACAGUCUUCGGGAGGAGAAUUGGCCCUUCAGUCAGAAAGAGAGAGGUAGUGUGGUGGAUCUAUCUAUCAGCCAGGGUCGGGAAAAGCCCCAUUUAAAUCCUGCCUCAGAUAAUUACUACUCGUGUGACCGUGGGUGAGUCACACUUACCCUCUCCAUGCUAGAAGAUGUUGGACUUUGGAACCUCCGGGAUCCCUUCCUCCAACUUGGUCUCUGAUCCUGUGACACAUAUGACGAGAUUCCAGAGUUGGCUGUCCACUUGAUGUCACCACGGAUAGUUUUCAACAGUACCCAGUCCAUGGCCUGCCCAGCUUUGAGUCCAGGCGCCUGGAUCUUGAGCCCCAUGGACGUUCCAAACACCCUUAGUGCUCCUUGGACCAACCAGCAAAGGUGCCCGGUGUGGGGGAUAGGAAUGUGGGCAGAGGCCAGGGAUAAGCCAGGCAGGGUUGGCCUGGGCAAGGGAAGAAGCAGCCCACAGAGGACUCUGCUGGCAGCCAGUAUACCUGCCCUAGGCUCUGGAGCUUCCUAGACAGCUCAGAGACUUUGCUGGAAUGUCCCUCUCAGAUAGUACCCAUUGGCCCACUCCCCCAAGGGCAGCAGCUGGACUUGGUCUGGCUGCACGCAAUGCCAGGGUGAGCCAGGUGUAGAAGGGCCAAGAGAAUGGCAAGCCCAGCUCACCUGCCUACUACUUGGGGGAACCUGGGCAAAGGCACUUUCUGUCCCAGUAAAGCGAGGACUCAGUAGAUUGUCUGGGAGGUUGGUUCCAGCUUGAAAUCCAUGGGGAUUUUGUGGGUGUGAGUGUGUAAGAGUGUGUGUAAGUGCCUCUAACACACUGGAUGUGUGCCCAUCAGAAUUCACAGUCACUAAGGCUGGAGUCUUAUCACAAGCCUCCUUUGGGAAGGGAUAUUCCAUACUAGGAGUUCCCCCACAAAUUGAAACCACAAAUAGGAAGGAAACACACACAGAAAACUCUGGAAAAUCAAACCUCACCUUUGUAUUUUCCUGCAGGCUAAGUUAUGAAUACAUGUAGACUAUUGGGAGGAGGGAGAGAACUGGGAUAGCUUUUCCAAGUGAAGGAUGAGAAUGUUGUCUUCAGCUCUUGGGCGGAGAAUACUAAAUGGUGCCUAUUUUUUCUCCCCACUUGUAGAAUCGUAGAAUGUCAGGCCUAGAGGGCACUUUAAAGACCAUGUAGUCUGCCCCUCUCAUUUUGUGGAGAAGGAAACUGAGGAAGCCCAGAGCUUCUGGGACUCUGGGCUCAAAUAGCCCAGGUUCCAUCCUGAGGACUUGACCCAGUGGAUCAUUUGCUCUUCUUUUGGCUCUUUGCCCUUUUCCACCUCCCUGCCUCCCCAGUUAAUCUGGGAAAUUCUCCAAACUAGAGCUUCAGUUCAGUUUGUCCAGAGAUUUCCUCAAGUGUGUGCAAUGGGGGUCACCAACUGCUAGCCAGUGCUCAGUGUACAAUGUGGCUAUUGGCAAUAUUGCACGUGAGCUAAACUCUUGACCCCACAGAAAAGCCACCAAGUGAAGAUAAGAUUCUCCAGAGCCCAUGAACAAAUACAAUAAUAUUCAAGGAGCCUAUCAGCUUCUCCCUCUAUGCCCAUUCACAAAGGGAACUGAACUUGGGUUUGCGAUCGGUGAAACUCUUUCUCAAUCAGUCCUUCUCCCAUAGUACCACUCUGGAUUCAACUCCCUGGGACUUGAUGAACAAACAGAUCUCUUCUCUCUGACCUUGAAUUGUCUAAGUCAUGGUCUGGCUGCUCUCCAAUUGGGGUGCGGAGCAAGAACCGCCUUCUUCCUUCUUUAAAAGGCACACUGCAUCAAGAAGUCUCUCUAGGUCAAGGAGGCCUCCAGUCUGGAACUCAGGAACUCUCAAACUUGGGAGUUAGCCACAAGGCAACUCUCAAAGCUGGUGCUACACAGAAAAUCUGUCUCUGCUAGAGGACUAUAUUCCAGGAUGCUGCUGCCUAAGAAAUUCAAAUUCCCCCACCUUUUCCCUUACCCAGGAGGUUGGGGUUCAGGAAGUCUGUCCUUGAACUCAUCUUUCAAGCUGUGGGCAAGCUUGUAUCUCCCCUGAUAUGUGUUUCUGCUAUAAGUCACCAUUGCUCGUCCUGAUAGUGAUGAGAGGUGGAAGUUGGGCAUGGAAGGAGAGAAAUCCUUUCCCUCUUCCCCUUGCUAUAUUUUAUCAGAAGAUUCAAGGGAAAAGGUGAGUCCCCAAGAGCUGAAAGCCUCAACGAAUCAGACCAGCUUGUUCUUAUAGACCAUGAUAAUGAGGCAUGGUGGUUCAAUCAUGUUAAGUCAGUAAACAGUUGUUCCCUGCCCAUUAGUUGCCUUCAAAUGACCAAUGAUUUAUAAUUUCAUUGGUUUGACUAGAGACUUCCAGUUUGAUCAGUGACUUAAUGUCUCCUUGUAGCCAAACGUUUCAUCAGUUUGAUGAAAUUAACCAAUAGUUCAUUUUAUUGUUUGCUUGUUUUUUGUUGUAUUUCCCCCCAUAAAACCAGCUCCUGGUUUUAUCUAUUAGUUCAAUGGUUUUCUUACUUUCAAUUUUGUUAAUCUUUCCUUUGAUUUUUAAGAUUUCCAAUUUGGUGUUUAAUUGGGGAUUUUUUAUUUGUUCUUUUUCUAGUUUUUUUUUAGUUGCAUGCCCAAUUUAUUGAUUUACUCUUUUUCUAUUUUAUUGAUGUAAGCAUUUAAAGGUAGAUAUUUUCCUCUAAGUACUGCUUUGGCUGCAUCACACAAAUUUUGGUAUGUUGUCUCCUUGUUGUCAUUCUCUUUAAUGAAAUGAUCAUUUCUAUGAUUUAUUCUAUGGCCCCACUUGCUUUUCAGGAUUAUUUAGUUUCCAAUUAAUUUCAGUGUUUCCAUGGUCCUUUAUUGAAUGUAAUUUUUAUUGUGUUAUGGUCUGAAAAGGAUUGCAUUUCAUAUUUUUGCUUUUCCACAUUUGGUUGUAAGGUUUUUUUCCCUGAUAUAUAAAUUGAUUUUUGUGAAGGUGCCAUAUAUAGCUGAGAAAACGGUAUAUCUAUUUCCAUUCAAUUUUCUCAAGAGGUCUAUCAUAUCUAACUUUUUUAAAAAAUUAUAUUCCUUUCCUUAACUUCUUUCUUGUUUAUUUUGUGGGUGGUUUUACCCAGUUCCAAGAGGGGAAAGUUGAGGUUACUCUCCAUUAGCAUCGUUUUCCUAUCUAUUUCCUCCUAUAACUCAUUUAACUUUUCCUUUAAGAAUUUGGAUGCUAUGCCAUUUGGUGCAUAUAUGUUUAUUAUUGAUAUUACUUCAUUGUCUAUGGUACCUUUUAGCAAAAUGUAGUUUCCCUGAAUAUCCAUUUUAAUUAGGUCUAUUUUUGCUUUUGCUUUUUUUUUUUGAGAUCAUGAUUGCUACCUCUGCUUUUUUUUAAACUUCAGCUGAAGUAUGCUUCAGUCUCCUUAUUUUUGUUCUGUAUGUCUUACUCUGAUUCAAGUGUGUUAUUUGCAAACAAUAUAUUGUUGGAUUCUUGUUUUUAAUACAUUCUGCUAUUUCCA